AUACAAAUCCUUCGAUGUUCAGAAGAAUGCUUUAAAAUGUAGCUGCUACGGUACCAGAGCUGACGGCGAGGCUCUAGUUCCGGACGUCUAAGGAGCCGAAUUUUGCCCUCAAGAAACAUGUCCGCCGAGAAUUAAAGCGACUAUGGCUGCCCACAACUGGCUCUUGGCUGAUGAUGCUCGGCCCUCGCCUUAGUUUCUGUUGCUAGGGACUCCCUGAGCACCGAUAUAGUAGUCGGGCCUAUGUGUGCAGAGGCAGCACGGGUACUGAGGUGCAGGAGUUGCCUGACAAAGCCUCAACAUGUCUUUGGCAUCAAAUGGAACUGAAGCAGAAGAACUGGAUAUGGAGUUAUACCAGCUGAUUGACGAUACAGCUUCUGCUACAACAUAUGACUCUGAUACCGAAAAGAAAAUGAAGAAGAAAACAAGCAAGCCACCCAGGACUCCCAAGUCUCCAUACCUCUCCAGCACAAAGCUUGGUCCUAAAAAGGCUCCUGUGUGGCGAUCCCUGAAGGGGACUGGUCUGAUGCACACAGAAAAUCCUAUGGCCACAGUUCCACGGCAGCUGUGGCUUGCUUCUCUAAAACAAAGCAAUGGUAUGACUCAGCCUUUAAAAGCAAGCAGUGAUAUUGGUCAGGCCUGGACCAGUCCUACGAGUAGCACUCCAGAGUAUCUCAAGGAAGCUCUUGGAAUGAAGAAACCCAAGUACUCCCGUUCUUCUAGCAAUGGUUAUGUCCCUGGUACUCCAGACUACAAAGAAAAAGAAGAUAUGUAUGACCAGAUAAUAGACUUGAAAAAGAUGUUGCAAGCUCAGAAGACUGAAGCCGAUAUUAUGAAAACAAAAAUGAGACGUUUAGAAGAGGAAAAUAAUCGGAAAGAUCGCCAAAUUGAACAGUUACUGGAUCCAUCCAGGAGCUCAGAUUUUGCAAGAAGCCUAGUGGACAAAAAAAGUGACAGCAGUCUGGUUGUAAAUAACCUCCGACAGAAGGUCUUAAAAUUGGAGAAACAGUGUAAGGAAAAGGAUAGUGCACUUAGCAAACUCCAGUCAGAGCUAAAAACGACAAGCCUUGAAGAGAUGAGGAUAGCAAUGGAAACCUACUACGAAGAGAUCCAGCGGCUGCAAACUUUACUGGCCAGAACUGAAGCUACAGAGAGAAGAUCUCCUCCAGAAAGCAAAGAGUCCCAGAAACAGCAGAAGGUGCUAAAAUCUGCUGUUAUGAGACUAUCAAAGCAAAUCAAGGAGCUGCAAGAGGAAAAUGGAAGCCUGAAAGCUGAUCUAGACAGAGCUAUGUCUCAGUCGCCUACAUCCACUAGGAAAAAAGAUUACACUGAAUGGAGCAAACAGAGACUGGUGAGGAGAAUUUCAGAACUGGAAAAGAAGUUGGAGAAACUAGAAAAGCCAAGUUCCUCAUCAACUGAGCAAGAAACGGGAGCUCGGGUUACUGUUGUGCGUGAUUCUGCACAGGGAGAUGCCUCAUUACUCCCUAAAUCUGACCUUCAUGAGGAGUGUGAACGUCUAAGGACCAUACUCAAGAAAGUCAAAGAAGAUCGAGGAUCUCUGCAAACGCUUCUCGCCACUAAAGAGUCAGACAUAAAAAAACUACAGCAGGAGAAGGCUGAUUUUGACAAGCAACUACAAAAAGCUAAAGAGAGGAAUGAGGAGAGAGAAGAAAUUCGAAGACUUAAUCAAAAAAUUAAAAAUUUGGAAGCCAAGCUGGAGGAUGAAAAACGUGAAAAAGUAUCUAUACUUGAAGAUAUGAAAAAGACUGCAUCUCAAGGAUCCCGUCCAAACUCAGCCAAAAGUGCACAGAGCACAGCAUCGAGACCAGGGUCUGCCAGUAAAGAGCUGCAAGAAAGACAAAAUGCUGCAGAACUCAUACAGAAGAACUGGAGGCUAUAUAAAAGCAGGAAAGACAAUGUUGAUCUGGAAGAUCUGGAAGAUCUGGAAGAGACGGCCGUGCUGCUUCAAUCAGUUCUUCGAGGGCAUUUAGCCAGACAAACCAUAUUAUCCUCAUCUUUAGACCCCCGAUCACCCUCUCCAGGAGCAGACAUUCUCCGGGGCUCCAAUACAUCACAAAACCACAGUUUAAAAGAUAUGAGCAAGGAUGAAGAUGAUGCUGUGAGCUUUCUUCAAGCCGCUUUUAGAGGACACCUGGCUCGCAAAAAACUAUUCGAUAGCAGCGAUCUGACAGCUAGAGUAAGUUCUAGCAGGAAAAGCAGCAGAGAAAGCAUGAGAUCACCAAGAUCCAGGAUAUCCUCCAGCCAAGAUGUCCAGUACUCUUUAGCGAGUGAAAGCAGUGACGAAUGCACCGACGACCCGAUAUUUGGAGAGGAGAAGGCAGAAUCAAGAGUUAAAAAAGCAGGGUCUCUAAAAGUCUCACCUCAACGUCCACCUUCAGCUUUAGGCAGGAGGCAACAACAUGAUGAAGAAGUGCCUUCAGAUGAUUCUGAUGACAUUAUAGUAAUGCCACAAUCAAGGCCUCCGAGAAGAAAAGACUCUAAUUUUUAGGUUUUUUAAAAAAAAAAUUGCUUUCACUGUGCCUUCCUUUUUUUCCUACAAGUGUUGGAACAUUCCCUGUAGCAAAAAAAUUCUGAGCCUUCAGAAACACAAAUUUCAUGUUUUGGAUUUCCAUUACUACACGAUCUGUACAUCAGCCAACAUACAAGAUGGCACUUAGGUUAUUUAAAGCUUCUGUAAUAAAACAGACUGUAAAGUUCAGAA
Messenger RNA from Xenopus laevis (African clawed frog), 2719 nucleotides. It is a transcript of the gene iqce.L, whose product is annotated as IQ motif containing E L homeolog. The transcript is spliced from 24 exons. The coding region runs from base 299 to 2506 and encodes 735 amino acids. NCBI's taxonomy places the organism in Eukaryota, Metazoa, Chordata, Amphibia, Anura, Pipidae. The record is from RefSeq and is a predicted model, not a curated record.